AUGUACGAUACAGGGCUUCCUUUCAACUGUGUUAACUAUAAAACUUUUGAUAAAUUCAUUAAGGCCGUAGGACAAUAUGGCCCAGGAAUGAAGGCUCCUAGCUAUCAUGAAGUUAGAGUAACUCAUCUUAAAAAAGAGGUGAAGAAGAUAGACAAAAUUAUUGAGGAGCAUAAAGUGGAAUGGAACAAGUUUGGAUGUUCCAUUAUGAUGGAUAAAUGGACAGCACAGAAUGGAAAAAUGAUCAUAAAUGUGUUGGUGAACUCUCAAAGAGGGGGUGUUUUUCUUGAAUCUUACGAUGCUAGCAACUUUUCUACGGAUGGAAGCAAAAUGUACAGCUUGUUUAGAAAGACUAUUGAUAAAAUUGAAAAAAAAAUGUUGUACAAGUUGUUAACCGAUAAUGCUAGUGAGAAUAUUAGUGCGGAUGAUGGAAGCUAUAUUGACUCCAAGAAAAGGAAUAGGCUUGAGCUAUCGUGUCUCAAUGAUCUAGGGUAUAUUGAAUACAAUAGAACAUUGAGGCGACGUUAUGAAGCUCGCGAUACCAUUGAUCCAAUUUUGUUGGAUAAUAUUGACGAGGCAAAUGAAUGGUUAACCGGAGCCCCCCAAAAUCAUGAAGAUGAACAAGUGUAUGUAGGAGAUGAUCUUGAUUGGGGUACUGUUUCUAUGGUGGCUGGAGUUGAGGAGAAUAUCUAUGGUCUUAGAGGGAGUUCUUCAAGUUCAUAUUACAAGGGAAAGGGAGUAGCAAGUUCAAGCCGGUCCCUAAUUGAUGAAGACUCCGAGGAUGAAGAAGAUGAUAGCCAAUAUAAUGCUAACAUUCCUGAAGUUCUAGAAUUUGAAAAUCUUGAAGACGAAUAG
Nicotiana tabacum (common tobacco) is the source of this 852-nucleotide messenger RNA. NCBI's taxonomy places the organism in Eukaryota, Viridiplantae, Streptophyta, Magnoliopsida, Solanales, Solanaceae. The record is from RefSeq and is a predicted model, not a curated record.